Messenger RNA from Macrosiphum euphorbiae (potato aphid), 885 nucleotides. The record is from the annotation of a GenBank genome assembly. NCBI's taxonomy places the organism in Eukaryota, Metazoa, Arthropoda, Insecta, Hemiptera, Aphididae.
AUGGAUACCAAAAGAACCCCAAAUUUCACGAGCCAAGAAGAAGAGAUGCUGCUUCUACUGGUAUCAAAAUAUAAAAGCAUUCUUGAAUGCAAGACCACCGACAACAUACAGAACAGGAAAAAAAAUGACACCUGGAAAAUGGUUGAAAACGAUUUCAAUAGAAAUCAUGCGGGGAAUGUUGCAAGGACUGCAUUAGUUCUAAAAAACAAAUAUUGUAAUUUAAAAAAAAGAUUACUGAAAAAAGUUGGAGACGAAAGAGCAGGCAUAAGGGGUACUGGUGGUGGACCGUAUCUUGAAGUGAAUUAUGACGAAAAUGAGAAGGCUGUUUGUGAAAUACUGGGUGACAAACGUCUUGGACGACAGUCUUCUCUGUAUGAUGACAAUAAUGCACAAUGCAGUAGGCCAUUAGAAAAUUUUGUCCCUCUACUUGAUGGUACUUCAGUAACUAUAAACAACACCAUGGUAGAAGAAGUGUACGAUGAAGGAGAGGAUGUUGUAAAUGAUGUAUUUACUGACACUGUACUAGAAGAAGAAAAAAGAGAGGAAAUUACUAAAUGGUCAGGUAAUACAACACCUUUGCUUCGGACAAAGCGCAAAGAGUGUUUAACUCCGAAUGAAGGGCCAAUAUUAAAUACUUUAAGGAAACAAAGGUUCAAUGACCAAAUGUCAUCAUGGGCAUCUGGGAAAGCAGACCUUGCUAAAAUGCAAGAGCAAUCACUAAGUGACCUAAAUGCAUUAAAAAUGAAACUAAUGAAGGAGGAGAGUGAGGCUCGGAUGACAAGGGAGGAUAGAUUAAGCCGAUUACAAGAACAAGAGGUGCAGUUGCGUAUUGACAUUUUAAAAAUGGAAAAAACACAUUUAGAAAAAAAGCUAAAAAAUAAUUAA